Molecule: messenger RNA, 3209 nt
Organism: Xenia sp. Carnegie-2017
Lineage: Eukaryota; Metazoa; Cnidaria; Anthozoa; Malacalcyonacea; Xeniidae
Product: dystrobrevin beta-like
Exons: 16
Coding region: 192-1868 (558 amino acids)
Biological process (GO): synaptic signaling
Cellular component (GO): synapse; plasma membrane
Source: RefSeq, a predicted model, not a curated record
AUAAAAUCAAUGAAGUAGCUUCUUUUAAGUAAGAUGGCCGCCGUUUAUAGUGGAAUCCUCCCCGACGUCUGGCGUUUGGUUGCAAUGAUUUUGCCUCUAUACAUGUAAAGAAAGCAUACUACUAUGUAGUUUAGAUUUUCACGUUCAACUUGAAGGACUGCAGCUUUAAAACGAUAUAAAACGUCAAAGAAAUGCCGAUAUUUGACGCAACAACAUCUCCCACUCUUCAGGGAAACAUUGAAAAUGAAUCAAUACCUCGGGAACAAGCUGAACACAUGCUCCAGGAUUUGAUCAACGAAAUGAAUGCUCAAAAUUUUGACUCAAUACAGUAUGCAUCCCAAAGAACUGGAUCCAAACUUUUCUUUUUGAUGACAAAAACGAACUUGCAUCUGGUUGAUAUUUACAACAUGAUUGAGGCCUUUCGCGAGAAUCGCCUUCAUACUAUGCAGCAUGACGUUGAAAUCCACGAGUCAAAACUGGAAGCUGUGUUAUCGAGUAUAUUUUAUGCCCUGAACAAACGUAUACCUUCAACUACUGAUAUUGACGUCGAAAAAAGCAUCGCUCUAGUCAAACAAUGGCUUUUGUACGCCUAUGACAGUGAGGGCAAUGAUAGGGUUCAAGUUUUAUCGGUGAAAACGUCACUUUCAAUGCUGUGCGCUGGACGAUUGGUUGAUAAGCUAAGAUAUGUUUUUUCUCAAGUGUCGGAGGAGAAUGGCAAACUAAAUUUUGCUAAAUUUGAAGCCUAUCUGAAAGAAAUCUUAAAGCUUCCCGAAGCUGUUGGCGAGUCUCCGACUUUUGGUUUUAAUGAAGAUGUUGUUAAUUCAUUUUUUAGACCCACUGGGCCUUUGCGAAAGGAUUCGACAACUUUAGAACAUUUUCUUGAUUGUAUCUGGGCAAGCAAUUGUCCUCCCUCGCUUCUCUGGCUUGCAGCAUUUCAUAGGAUUAUCAACGACACAAAUUCGAAUCCUGAACCCUCAUGGAAAAUUCAGAAGAAGCCUGUUCCUAAAUUGCCGGAGUAUUAUGAAGAAGUACCUCCUAAUCAAUUAUAUGACAUAUCAAACGUUGUUCCUCCCGUUGAAGACUUUUCUACAAUGAAUGGUGGUUCUCACUCUACUCCAAGCUCUUCUGGUAAAAUUAGUGAUCCUGACAGCUUUGACUCCAGAAUUGAUGAUGAACAUAAACUGAUUGCAAGAUAUGCAGCAAGACUCGCUGAUAAUACGGACGCUGAGGUGAGGGAUUCAAAAGCACCUACUGAACUUCGACGUGAUUUGGAGGAAAAUAAAACCAAGAGAAAAAUCAUCAAUGAUUUGCAGUCCAAGAAUAGAGAAUUAUUGGAAACAAUUCGAAAUUUACGUGAAAUCCGUGACAAUUCUACUGACAAACCAAACGCCAGUGGAGUAGAUUCUGCUCAGAUUGCGGAACUCAAGGGAUUACGUCAGAAGAAAGAUGAACUCGAGCUAAAAAUGAGUGGAUUACAAGAGACUAGAAAGGAGUUGAUGUCACAGCUAGAAGGUCUCAUGAGUAUACUGAAGGCUGGAUCACCUAGAUCGAGAUCGACGCCUAGCUCACCUUCAAUACGCCCCAGAAAUACCGAGUUGAUGCGGCGGUCGCCAUCUGAUCCAAGGGAUAGUAAUUCGGCCGUACACGUAGUCACAAAAGAGAAUCCAAGUCAGCAGGGCAAAAAUCUUCAUCGCGAUCUACUUCAUGCCACUGAUAAUGUUACCAAUGCAAUGUCUUCAUUUGUUGAUGAGCUCACUUCAGAAGAAAAAGAUGAUGAGGAUGAUGUCAAUAAUAAUCAUCGCUCAAAAGGCGGAAUAGAUAUGGGGAUUGCUGACCACUCUAGUCGUCCUAUCCUUGCUGAAGGCUAAGGCAUGUGAUAAUUCUAGGCUUAUUUGUUGCCCAUAAACUGUGUUUUAAGUCAAACUGUUUAUCUAAGACAUUUCCUAAACUAUAAUUAGUUUCAUUAUUUGUGUAAAGUUUUUUUAACGGGGAGAAUAUAAUCGAUUUUAGCCAUCCACAAAAUUGCGCAAAACUUUCUUUAUCUACUCAGAUAAUUUUUCAUUUUUAGCUCAGCGGGGUUUAAUUUCACACACAGAUAUUUAGUUUUUAUUGGGAAUGUCGAUAGCAAAAGAAAGCAAAUCUUCAUAUUUGAAUCUUGUGAAUCGUCAACUCAUAGAAUGACGAUUUAUUGUCUUAAUUCUGAAAACUCGACUGAAAGUAGCUAAUCGUCUACUGUUUGUGUAUUUUGGUUUUAAAAAUGAAAAUUAACUUUUUGUGCUCUCUUGCGGCGGUAACGUCGUAAUUUUAAUUUUUCAUUUUUGCUAUUAUGUUUGCUUCUUUAUUACAUCUCCAUGGUGAUUGAAAGUUUGAAACUCCAAAAUGCACGUCAAAUCUUUAAAUUAUGAAAACAAAAUGGAACUGGCCAUUUUGCCUAAUUGUCUUUGCAAACAGUCUCAAUAUACAAAGCUUAAAUUGACUUUUCAAAUGUGCACGAUGAAAAUAUAACUUGACAUAUGUAGGCGUAACUCGUCAAUAUUGAAGAACAUUUGCGUUGUUGUCUUCUUAUUCAGUUUGAAAAUCUUUAAAUUUUAAUGUGAGUUACUAUGAGAGGUGCAGAUGUCAUUUACAAAAUCCUAAAUAGCAAUUUUUUUAUUGUGGUCACUUUGUCAAUGAUCAAGCUUACGACAUAUGUGACGUUUCUUCGUCUUAAAGUAAUAUUUAAACCACUAUGCUAGUCUUCUCUAAUUAUAUUUUUGUAGACUAAUUGACUUUUAAAAUUUGUGCAUAAAUUAUUAAAUAGCUUGCAUAUCAUGUUAUUUGAAUUUGCAAUUAUUUUUUGUGUUGUGCAUGAUUUAAUGAGCAGAUGGUAAAUAAUGCGCGUUGGGCACCUGAUGACGCCAAAUGUAUUUAAACACAACUAGUUUCAAUUUUACUUUCAUUCAUUUGAAAUAAGAAGAGAGGCAGUUUUUAGACUCAUUCGAAAAGCAAUAAAGAUGACUCACUAUGUUCAUUGUACUAUCGUAAUCUCAUUUUUGAUUGCAUUGAGCGAAGUUACUUCGGCAAAAGACUCUUCUAUUCUUAGUGGGAAGAGAGAAUUUGCUGGAGAACAACCACUCUAUGGGUUGAGAGAAUUUGCUGGAGAACAACCAUUCCAUGGGAAGAGAGAAUUUGCUGGAGAACAACCAUUCCAUGGGAAGAGAGAAUUUGCU